AACACCAACACCACUAUUAUCAACACCAACAGUCCCAUCAGAUUUAACACAUUUGAAUCCACAGACAGGUCAGCCGCGUAUGGUAGACGUUAGCCAGAAAUCGGUCAGCACUAGAGUGGCCAAAGCAAUGGCCACUGUAUGGGUAGGCCAGGAGGUCGUGCACCUGAUACAGGCUAACCGAAUCAAAAAAGGAAACGUCCAGACAGUGGCCACUGUGGCCGGUAUAAUGGCUGCUAAGUGUACACCGCAAUUGAUACCGAUGUGCCAUACGAUUGGCAUACAAUCGGUAGACAUUGACACWCAAGUAGUGGACGACGACACCGGCGCCGCCGCCGCCGCCGACACUAUCCGCAUAUGGGCUACGGUUAAGGCCAGCGGCCAGACAGGUGUCGAAAUGGAAGCCCUGACCGCCGUAUCGGUGGCCGCACUGACCGUCUACGACAUGUGCAAAGCUGUUAACCGUAAGAUUGUUAUCAAUGAUAUACGAUUGGUGUCGAAAACGGGCGGCAAAAGUGAUGCCGAUAUUCAAUAG
This is a messenger RNA of Oppia nitens, 532 nucleotides long. RefSeq names its product cyclic pyranopterin monophosphate synthase-like. The transcript has a single exon. The coding region runs from base 80 to 532 and encodes 150 amino acids. Lineage: Eukaryota; Metazoa; Arthropoda; Arachnida; Sarcoptiformes; Oppiidae. Gene Ontology annotation, biological process: Mo-molybdopterin cofactor biosynthetic process. The record is from RefSeq and is a predicted model, not a curated record.